This is a messenger RNA of Lodderomyces theae, 1344 nucleotides long. RefSeq lists its product as uncharacterized. The record is from RefSeq and is a predicted model, not a curated record. The transcript has a single exon. The coding region runs from base 1 to 1344 and encodes 447 amino acids. NCBI's taxonomy places the organism in Eukaryota, Fungi, Ascomycota, Pichiomycetes, Serinales, Debaryomycetaceae.
AUGUCAGAAACGGAUGAUGUAUUCGACUUGAUCAACUCGUUACCUGAAACUGCUUCCACACAGGACUCCAGUAAAACAAAUUCUAAACCCACCGACGACAAAGAAGUGUUUGACUUUCUUGAUGAAAUAGCCCAACAUGAACAAAAGAAACCCAAAAAGAAAUUGGAACCAAAGAAGAAGCAGGUGGAGAAUGUAGUCAGCUCUAAUGAUGAUGACGAAGAAGUAGAGGAAACCAAUGACCCAACAACGGGAACCUCUUCAUCCGACACGACCGAUGACCAUACUCAACAUCAAAAGGAUGAGGAGAAGGAAGCCGCAAGUACCCAAUCUCAUGACACUUCUGAGGUCAAUCCGAUUGCUUCUUUAUCUUCAUGGUGGAGUCUGGAGGGUAAUCAAAAAGUAUCCAGUUUAUGGGGCACCAUUACUUCCAAUGCCGAAAAAUUGAGUGAGCAAACGUAUCAAUUAGCUUCUACAACCACAAAUCAGUUGAAUGAACGGUCAAAGCAGUUGGACACCGAACAAAUUGGAUCACGAUUAAACAAUUUGUUUAUAAAUAUCUCGCAACAAAUCAAACAAGGAUUGGUUGAAGAUGCCGAUGAAGUGUUGAACAUUUUGUUGGUUUCUGAUUUGUACAAUUUCACGUAUUUACACAAGUUGGUUCUGAACAAUUUCAACUUGGCCAUGAAUCAAGUUGAAGGUGAUGUCAAUGUGAAUGUGCAUGAAUUUAAUCAUCAUGAUGAAAACAGUGGCGGCGAUGAAGUGACGUUGAACUUGUUUUAUGGGAAAUUGAUUGAUGGUGAGAAAUUGGCCAAUGCAAAUUUGGAAAAUGCAAUCAAGGAGUACAAGAAAGCUGAAAUUGCAAAGGAGAAGAAGGAUGGGGAAGAUGAAAAGCAAAGGGAGAUUAAGAGAGAGGCAACAGAUAACAGAAAUGACACUUUCCAAGAGAUUAUCAAAUCCAACAUAUUCAUCACAAUACAACCAAUCACCACCAAACUAGACUCCAAACCACAAGACACCGAUCCAACUAACUCAGCCUCACCAACAAUAUCAUCAGCAACCACCACCACAAUCGACUCACACAAUGUCACCUCCUUCUCCUUCACAUUAAUACUCAAAGAUAUCACAAACAACAUCACAAUCACCACCCGUACACAGCCAUUCCCAUUGCGUUGGGCACAAUGGCUUGAUGGUGAACCAUUGAAGUUGAAUGAUGCCGGUGAUGUGGAAUUAGAUUUGGACAGUGUUGAUCCAAAGGAGUGGGUCAAGGAUUGGAUACGUCAAGGGUUGAAUUUGGGUGUCGGUGUGUUGGCGCAAGAGUAUGUAAUAAAGAGAAUGGGUAUAUGA